AUGUUGAAGGCUUGGCCGUACGUGAUUCUGAUCGACUCAACGUAUAAGACCAAUGCAUAUAAAUGGCCGUGGGUGGAGGUCGUAGGUGCUACUCCAGUUGGGAAGAAUUUCAACAUCUGUUGUGCUCUCAUGAAGGAUGAGACAAAAGAGUCGUAUCUUUGGCUGUUGCAGUGCAUACAACAAUUGCUCCAUCCACGCGUGCCCAGUGUCAUCGUCACCGACCACGAAGGUGGACUACUUGCUACGGUUCCUGUGGUCUUCCCCCGCACCCCGCAUUUGCUAUGUGUUUGGCACAUCAACACCAAUGUGCAGAAGAAGUGUUUGGAAAUAUUUGGGAAGGACAGGAUGGAUUUGGUCAACGAGGCGUACGAUCAAUAUUGGUGUCCUAUGCUUUAUUCUUGGUCAGAGCAAGGUAUGUUGGCCGCGUUUGGCCGCUUUAGGACAAGAUGGGGCAAUUACGAACCACGUCUGUUGCAAUACAUACAGGGAGUGUGGUGGCAACAUCGAGAAAAGUGGGCUGUUUGUCAUACAAAAAAUGUGUUUCAUCUAGGAAAUACGAGCACAAACAGGGUUGAUUCGUCACAUUCCGCUUUGAAAACUUUCCUCCACAACUCGCGGGGAUCUAUGGACACUGUAUGGAAAGGAAACCACCGCUACAUUACUAACCAACUCGGGGAGGUUAGGAUGAUGUUGGAAAACUCUAGACAGAAAACCCUUUCAGCAUCCGGUGGUACACCAUUCACAUACUUGAGAAGGAAGGUCAGCAUGCAGGCAAUUAUAUUAAUGAAGGAGGCUGAAGAAGAAUUGGCUGCCCGCUUGGAAAAAAAUGAGAACUCCCGAUGUGCAUGUCAUUUCUCUGUGACACACGGCUUGAGGUGUGGAUGUCAAGUUAUGGAUGGCUGA
Messenger RNA from Linum trigynum, 903 nucleotides. The record is from the annotation of a GenBank genome assembly. NCBI's taxonomy places the organism in Eukaryota, Viridiplantae, Streptophyta, Magnoliopsida, Malpighiales, Linaceae.